CGUAAGAGACCGGCCAUAUCCGGACUCGGCUAGAUAUUUCACGAAACUGUCGACUGCGCGCGUUUGACACAUCUUAUACGACCAGACAGGGCAGGCCAGUUAGUGUGAGCCACAGCGCCUGCAAGCAACAAAAGAUGACCGACAAUCGAGAAGAAACUGAGAGUCCAACAGUGACGGUACCAGUCAAAAAGUCAAGGAACGUUCUGCUGGCAGUUGAUGGCAGCAAGGGAUGCAAGAAAGCGUUUGACUGGUAUCUUGAAAACAUGUGGCGUUCAUCUGACUUAGUUCUUCUAGUGCACGUAUUCAACCCUCCAACUCUACCGUCAUAUUCUUUUUCUACCCCAGGAACAGGGCUUGUAGUGCCAGCUGCAUAUCAACAAUUGGUUGAAGAAGCACAGAAACAAGCUCGUGAAAUCAUCGAUGGAUAUGAGACAGUACUCAAGUCAAGCAAAGUGCCAUAUCGCACUAUAGUACACUCUGGUGAUACAGGAGAAACUAUUUGUGCCAUUGCUGAAGUGGAAAAUGCAGAUGCUAUCGUUGUGGGCUGCCGUGGACUUGGUGUGAUUCGUAGAACAUUCCUCGGCAGUGUCAGUGAUUAUGUUCUUCAUCAUGUCCACAUCCCUGUAACUGUUGUACCAGGGAAACAAAAGUGACGAAAUUGAUAGAGUUGGGAGAUCGUGAAUUGUGUUAGUUGCUAUAACUUCAAUGAUUGUAGUUGUUCAGAAGUCAGAAAUGAUCAUGAUCUGAUAAUCCAAUACUAAUGAUAGUA
This is a messenger RNA of Corticium candelabrum, 769 nucleotides long. RefSeq lists its product as uncharacterized. The record is from RefSeq and is a predicted model, not a curated record. NCBI's taxonomy places the organism in Eukaryota, Metazoa, Porifera, Homoscleromorpha, Homosclerophorida, Plakinidae. The transcript is spliced from 5 exons. Bases 135 to 653 code for a protein of 172 amino acids.